Messenger RNA from Betta splendens (Siamese fighting fish), 4082 nucleotides. Its product is annotated as adhesion G protein-coupled receptor F4-like. Lineage: Eukaryota; Metazoa; Chordata; Actinopteri; Anabantiformes; Osphronemidae. The record is from RefSeq and is a predicted model, not a curated record. Gene Ontology annotation, molecular function: G protein-coupled receptor activity. Gene Ontology annotation, biological process: G protein-coupled receptor signaling pathway; cell surface receptor signaling pathway. The coding region runs from base 662 to 3496 and encodes 944 amino acids. Gene Ontology annotation, cellular component: membrane. The transcript has 14 exons.
UAAAAUGUAAAAGUAAAAUGUUGAAUGUAAAUGUUAAAUGAUCGCCGGGCUUAAUACUGAACAUUUAAGUGGACUCCACCCCCUAUUAUCUUAGAUCAGUGACACGGACUCAAACACCCCAAACUGUACGCAUAGCUCCGCCCACAUCUGACUCUGGAUUGGUGGACGACAAUACUGGGGAGAAACCUGAAGUCAAAGCCAUCAUGGCCGCCAGCUCCGACUCCGUCCUGUUAGCGGAGAUUGAACGGGCUGUAACGGCAGGUGUGCGGGCUGAAGCUCUGCUUCAAACUGCUGUUCUGUCGUAAACACCAUUAAUGGAGAGUUUAGUGGGUUUGAAUAGAAUAUUUUUGUGGCACCAGUGGAGAAUUAGUUAGCUAACUUUACUAGCUAGCCGAAGUUAUUUCCACGCUAUGAACAAAAGUUUCCAGGACUGGUCACGAUUAUCUCCCCAAACACUACAGUGUACUACAAGUCAAGCCCUUCACUGAAAUGCACUUUUGAGGAGACUACUGACAGUGCUGGGUGGAACCUAAUCCAGCAAAAUCAGAGCUUUACUCUCAAUUCUGGCAGUGUGGUCAAACUGAACUCCAGCUGUGCCACAUCAGGAUCCAGCUCUUGUACUGAAAUUACACUCCAGGGGGUGACGGGGGACUGGGUAGGUAUGUAUGAGUGUGAAUUCACUACGGGCUCAGUCAGGUACACAGCCAGGGCACAACUGAACGUUGCACUCCUGCCUGAUGUGAUCACCAUGGAGACCAGUCCUCUCACAGUAGACUGUUUGCAAAGCCAGACCAGUGUUGACAUCAACAUCUCUGCCACCAUUCAACAAAGUACAGAAACCUAUGGAGUUUGGUGGAGCUAUAGUAAUGAUACAGAGAUGAAUCAACUAUAUAACACAUCUGCUAAUGGUUCCUUGGUCUACACAUUCAUUGGCACAAUCAUUUGCCAGAAAGUCUUUGUUUGUUGUCCGUAUGUUAAUGUGACUUUUAAAAACACAAAAGGGCAAGAGACAAGUGCACAAGUGGAUAUCCCAGUCAUUUAUGGACUGGUCACCAUAUUCUUCCCAGGCACUACAGUGCGCUACAAGUCCAGCCCUUCACUGAAAUGCACUUUUAGGGAGACUCCUGACAGUGCUGGGUGGAACCUGAUCCAGAAUAAUCAGAGCUUUACUCUCAAUUCUGGCAGUGUGGUCAAACUGAACUCCAGCUGUGCCACAUCAGGAACCGGCUCUUGUACUGAAAUUACAAUCCAGGGGGUGACGGGGGACUGGGUAGGUAUGUAUGAGUGUGAAUUCACUACGGGCUCAGUCAGGUACACAGCCAGGGCACAACUGAACGUUGCACUCCUGCCUGAUGUGAUCACCAUGGAGACCAGUCCUCUCACAGUAGACUGUUCGCAAAGCCAAACCAGUGUUGACAUCAACAUCUCUGCCACCAUUCAAGAAAGUACAGAGACCUAUGGAGUUUGGUGGAGCUAUAGUAAUGAUAUAGUGAUGAAUCAACUAUAUAACACAUCUGCUAAUGGUUCCUUGGUCUACACAUUCAUUGGCACAAUCAUUUGCCAGAAAGUCUUUGUUUGUUGUCCGUAUGUUAAUGUGACUUUUAAAAACACAAAAGGGCAAGAGACAAGUGCACAAGUGGAUAUCCCAGUCAUUUAUGAUGGAAGCAUAUUUUGCGAUGGGAUUGUGACAGAUGGGGACGAUUGGCCAAAAACACCUGCUGGAGCCACAGUGACUAUUAACACAUGUGCAGUGGGCAGAGUUGGCUAUAAGUCACGCACUUGUAUUGGCCCCAUAUGGCAGGAUGUCUAUGACAAUUGUAUUAACCAGGAGUUAAACACAGUCCUAAAACAAGCAAACAACUUCCAGAAGGGACUUGGGGAUUCUCUGGAGAUGGCCAUGAAUAUAUUUGAAGGACUAUUCAAGAGCUCUGAAUCUGCUUCCAGUAACAAUAUUGCUGAUAUUAAUGCAUCCAUUGAAGUUCUACGUUUCAUGGCGACUGCAUCAAGCCUUAAUAACAUACCAGAGGAAGUCUUGCCUAAUUUUAUCAACGCAUCAAGCAACCUGCUGCAAAUGACUUGGAAUGUGCCUCCACUUAUUCUUUAUAAUGUGUCAUCAACAUUCCUUCAGUCUGUGGAUGAUCUAGUGAAGAAUAUUAGGGUCAACACAAGCCAAGGAGUUAACAGCACAAACAUAGAUCUUAGAUUUUGUUCCAGUAGUAAAUGUACUUUGUCUGUGUUCAACGUUGGUGUGGAAAUGAUUAUAAGCAACGGAAUACUGAAAACUGCUGCUGUGAGAAAUCUAACAAAUAAACUACGGAACAACUACAACCAUACAAAACCCUCCAAGCUCUUGCUAUCAGCUACACUGCAGGACAACAAUGAUUCAUCUACAAAUAUUAUACUGGACUUCCCUGAUGACUGGCAGACCUAUUCCAAACCUUUGUGUGUCUUUUGGAACACCACAGAGGAGGACUGGUCACCUGCAGGAUGUACGGCCUACAAUAACGACAACGGUCGUACAAUGUGUGUGUGCAACCACCUGACUCCCUUUUCUGUGCUUGUGUCUAAAGAUGAGAUAUCUGCAUAUAGUAGCAUUCUAGAUAUCAUCACCAAUGUGGGCUUGAGUGUGUCCAUCUUCUCCCUGCUGGUCUUCCUCACUAUUGAGUGUCUCGUCUGGUCGGCUGUAGUCAAGACCAACCUUGCACAUUUUCGUCACACAGCUAUGGUGAACAUCGCCGUGUUUCUCCUCCUCGCUGACAUCAGUAUGUUGGCUUCUACACGUCCCAGCAGCCUGCCAGACAGCUGGUGUUUCUUUUUGACUAUAUGUAAACACCUGUUUUAUUUGGCCAUGUUUUGCUGGAUGCUGUGUCUGUGCAUCAUGCUCGUUCAUCAGCUCAUAUUUGUCUUUAGUCCACUGAGGAAAAGAGUUUUUAUGUUUGUCUCCAGCAUUGUGGGCUACGCUCUCCCUGUCCUAAUAGUGGGAUCCAGCUAUGUGUACUGCAAGUACACAAACAUCCCCUACUAUAAUGUGACAACGUGCUGGCUAGCCUAUGAAAGCCUCUUUGUAGGCUCCAUACAAUCCUUCCUCUUACCUGUAGGAACAAUUAUUUUCAUAAAUAUCCUUUCUAUGUUGGUUGUUAUUGUAACUAUGGUAAAUUCACAAGUUGUAGACGCCAGCAAAGCAGAUGACAUGAACACAGCCAAAGGCAUUGUGAAGGGCCUUGCAGUUCUAACCCCUGUCUCUGGAGUGACAUGGAUUAUUGGCUUUUUACAGCUAAUGUUAGAUGAGGAGACACCAACGUUUGUUGCUGUUGAAUUUCUUUUCACCAUCCUCAAUUCCUUUCAGGGCAUUUGUAUUUUGGUAACAGUACAUUUUAAAGAAGAAAAGGUUUGGCAGAAGCUAUCUAAAAUUGUAAAUGUAACGUUUAGAGGAAAAAGCUGCAACAACACUGAAAUCCCUUUGGAAGAAAAAAGCAGCACAACAAAUAAAGCAUAAGUUGCUGCUGAAUUUGAAAAAGACCCCCUGUCAAGCCUGGGUGUUUGUGGACAAUGUUCAGUGGUCUUCAGUGAUGAAGGAUGGUGGAAGAUCACGGUGGAGGUGGAGGAGGUCUACUUUCCAAUUGUGACUAUCUGUCUGUCAGGUAGUCCAUGAGUACGAAGUUUGCACUAUAAAACUGACUCGUGCCAUUUUGUUUAGCUUUUUGUUUCAUAUUGAUCUCAGUCUACAAAUGUUAAUAAUAACUUGAUGUUGCUAGAGUUUAGGUUGUGGAGAUGAAAAGUCAAACAUACACACAUAGACCACUACCUGAAACUCUCACAAGAAGACAUAUCGAAGUUUGCAUUGUGUUAACAUAAACAUGUAGAUGUUACAGUUAAACAAGCUUUAUAUACCAUUCCCACAGUUCUUUGCAGAUAUUGUUUACAGCAUAUUACUAUUAGUAAUGGAUUAUUCAUUUUUAAGAUGUACAGUUUUAUUUUUUCAUGGUGUUCAUUGGAGUAUAAUCCAAUGUUUAAAUAUGGUCUAUGGUCUGAUUGAAUUUAAAUAAAUAGUUUCACAUGAUGUUGUGUAUUUUUUAAGGACA